UGUUCUGCACACCUGUUCCACCUGUAUUAUAGCGCUGCGCUGUAGGCCAUCGGUGCGACUCCAGCUCUGCCGGUGCACCUGUUGCGUUAUUGUGCCAUGACCGAGGAGCUCAUAACGUGCGAACUAACAUGCCCGUCUUCACCGACUGGCCCGGGGAAGACUUUAAAUGGUGUUAAAACUAAGGAGAUGGAUUUUGAGCAGCCUAUUUUCUCCGUGUUGAGCGGCGGUGUGAAGCCGCAGCAGCAGCAGCAGCCGGCGGGGGACACGGCGCUGUCGACCUCCCCGGCUGGGACCACCGCCGACACCGAGUCCGGGAUCUUCUCUGGUGAAUGUGAGUUCUGUGUGGAGCACGAGUCUGAGCUGGACUGGUUCUGUGGCACCGAGCAGAGACUUAUCUGCUCUCACUGCGCCAUCGUGGGCUCCUGCCACGGACACACUGUGACCCCUCUGGCCACCAGAGUAACCACAGUCAGGAAUCAACUGGUGGAUGUGUGUGAGAAAAUGCAGCUUAAGGCACUGAGGAUUGAAAGGUUUAUUGACCAGACGCUGGCAGCCAAAGAACAAAAGCUUCAGGUAGCGGCGAGCAGGGCAAGGGAGCAGGUGCUGGCUCAGGUCAGUGCAGCACGUGAAGCCCUGGAGGAGGAGGAGCAGCGUCUCCUGGAGGGGGUGCAGAGAGAGGAGGAGCGAGUGGAGCAGUGUCUCCUCACCCAGAGAGCCCACUGGAGCCAGGCUUUGGCGAGUCUGUCGCAAACACGCUCCGGCCUGGUGCACACGCUGACACACACUCCAGACACACAGCUGGUGACUAGUGUCCAGGAGAUAGCUGACAGGGUGGAGGAGGCAGAGGGGGUCGGGGAGCCCUGUGACACAGACCAGCUCAACCUGAACCCAGGCUGCAGUGACAGCAAGCUGCUGAAAGGUCUGUGGGCCACUGCAGUGCUGCUGGGGCCAAACGCUUAUGGAUCAUCUUCUUUAAAGUUUGAUGAGCGCACAGUGAGCCCUCUCCUGUCUUUGUCUGACGACUUCUACACUUUGUCCUUUCUUCACAAAAAAGUUCGCCAAUCCCCGCCCUACGACCCAGCACGCUUCGACUGUUGGCCCAAUGCGCUGGGUUCACUGUCCAUGUCCUCUGGCACCCACAGCUGGGUGGUGGAUGUGGGCCAGAGUGGUGCCUUUAAGGUCGGGGUCUGCUACACGUCUCUGGAGCGCAAAGGCUCUGGGAACGAGGCCCGGCUGGGCUACAACAGUCAGUCUUGGGUGCUGUCUCACUACGACGGGGACUACUCCUUCUGCUACGCAGGGAAGCAGGUGCCCCUGCAGGUGGUGAGGAGACCCCAGAGGAUCGGCCUGCUGCUGGAUUGGCCGACUCAUACGCUGAUGUUUUACGAGCCUAACUCCAGCGCAGUGCUAUACUCUGUCACACAUCCCUUCAGUGCCCCGCUGCUGCCGGCGUUUGCCGUGACUGACCGCAGUAUCACUAUACUGCACUGACACACCACACACUCUGCCAAACACCUUAAACAUGUGAAGAAAUGCCAUUCCUUAAUGUAAAUAUGAUCAGCAGCUAAUGAUUCUCCAUCUGACUGUGCAGUUAGCAAAGGUUUCAAUUUCUAUUUAUUUGAUCAGAUAUUCUUUUUAGUGGCUGCUGAUUC
Perca flavescens (yellow perch) is the source of this 1652-nucleotide messenger RNA. It is a transcript of the gene bspry, whose product is annotated as B-box and SPRY domain containing. The record is from RefSeq and is a predicted model, not a curated record. Gene Ontology annotation, molecular function: protein binding. NCBI's taxonomy places the organism in Eukaryota, Metazoa, Chordata, Actinopteri, Perciformes, Percidae. Bases 97 to 1491 code for a protein of 464 amino acids. The transcript has 6 exons.